Trichomycterus rosablanca is the source of this 19695-nucleotide messenger RNA. RefSeq lists its product as uncharacterized. Gene Ontology annotation, cellular component: plasma membrane. The transcript has 10 exons. The record is from RefSeq and is a predicted model, not a curated record. Bases 1 to 19695 code for a protein of 6564 amino acids. Lineage: Eukaryota; Metazoa; Chordata; Actinopteri; Siluriformes; Trichomycteridae. Gene Ontology annotation, biological process: homophilic cell-cell adhesion. Gene Ontology annotation, molecular function: calcium ion binding.
AUGGUGCGUAGUUCUGUGAAAGUGAACGUUGUUUUCUCAGUGGUUUUCUUUGCUCUUUGCAAUCUGCGCACCGUCACUGGAGAUUUGAGCUACACGGUUCAAGAAGAAAUGAAACAUCGGCAUGUAAUUGGAAACGUAGCAAAGGAUCUAGGACUUGAUGCUUUAAAAUUAUCAGUGCGAAAGGCCCGGAUAGAUACAGAGGACAACAGCAAGCGGUAUGUGGAUAUUAAUUUAAAUACUGGAGAUCUGAUCAUUGCGGAAACAAUAGACCGAGAAAAGCUUUGCGACUCAAAGCAAAACUGUAUCCUGAAUUAUGAGCUUGUGUUGGAAAAUCCACUCGAACUGCAUCGAAUUUCCCUACAAAUUGAAGACAUUAAUGAUAAUGCGCCAAAAUUCUUAAAGGAACGCAUUACUUUUGAAAUCAGUGAAUCCGUUAAUAAAGGGCAGCGAUUCCGUUUGGAUGAAGCUCAUGAUUCAGACAUCGGCCAAAACGGAGUUAAAGGAUAUUCGCUGGAGAGGAACGACCAUUUUGUUUUGUCUGUGCAAGAUAAUAACAAUGGGCGAAAAUAUGCAGAGCUUGUGCUUGAAAAUGAACUGGAUCGUGAACAGCAAAAAGACAUUUAUUUAAUCCUUACUGCAUUUGAUGGUGGGAUUCCUCAAAGAUCUGGUACAGCUGGAAUACACAUUAUCGUGUUGGAUGCUAACGAUAAUAUUCCAGAUUUUAGUCAACCUGUAUAUAAAGUCACUUUGCUUGAAAAUGCCCCUUUAGGUACAGAAGUCGUCACUGUAAGCGCAUCAGAUGCUGACGAAGGAGCAAAUGGAGCUUUAACAUAUGAAAUUAGUCGCAUUACCGAGAGUGCAGCACAUUUAUUUACAAUUGAUAAGCAAACUGGGCAAAUUAAAGUGAGCGGACAUUUAGACUAUGAAGAGAAGAGGUACUAUGAAAUUGAAGCACAGGCCAUAGAUGGCCCUGGACUAGCAUCAACUGCAAGUAUUAUAAUAGAUAUAAUUGACAUCAAUGACAAUGAACCUCGAAUUAUUCUCAAGGCAUUAACUGACCCCAUACCCGAGAAUGCAAUGACAGGCACUGAAGUGGCCAUUAUUAAUGUUCAAGAUAAAGAUACUGGUGAUAAUCGCCAAAUCCGGUGCUCCGUUCAGGAAAACAUUCCUUUCAAAUUGAACCCAUCUAUUAAAAACUAUUUUUCUUUAGUUACAACAAGUUUGCUGGAUAGAGAAAAAGAUGCUGAUUACAACGUUACAAUUAUUGCUACCGAUGGAGGCUCUCCACCAUUAUCCUCCACCAUGACUAUACAUUUAUCAAUUUCAGACAUUAAUGACAACCAUCCAGUAUUUGAACAGGAAUCAUACAUUACAUACAUAGUUGAAAACAACAAACCAGGUAUCUCUAUUUGUUCUGUGACUGCGAGAGACCCAGACUGGAGACAGAAUGGUACAGUACUGUAUUCUUUAGUACCCAGUAAGGUCAACAGUGUUCCAGUAUCUUCGUUUUUGUCUAUUAAUGCCGAUACAGGGGUAAUACAUGCUAUGAAGUCAUUUGACUACGAGAGGUUUAGGAACUUCAAAGUUCAGGUUGUAGCUAGAGACAAUGGUUCUCCUCCACUCAGCAGCAACGUAACUGUGAGUGUGUUUAUAACAGAUGAGAAUGAUAACUCUCCACAAAUAUUAUACCCUUCUUCUGAUGGAAAGUCUUUUUUGACUGAGAUGGUUCCUAAAGCAUCUUCAUCAGGUUCCUUGGUUUCAAAAGUUAUUGCUGUUGAUGCGGACUCUGGACAGAAUGCUUGGUUGUCAUAUCAUAUUGUGAAAGCUACUGAUACUGGACUAUUUACUAUUGGACUUCAUAAUGGAGAAAUCAGAGUGCUAAGAGACAUUACUGAAUCUGAUACUAUGAAACAAAACCUUGUUGUCUCAGUGAAAGAUAAUGGCCAUCCUUCUCUCUCUGCGACCUGUUCUGUGUAUUUGCUUAUCUCUGAUAACCCUGCUGAAGGUCCAGAAUUUAAAGACACAACUUAUGAGGAGAGCAACUCCAAACUGACAUUUUAUUUGAUUAUUGCGCUAGUUUCUGUUUCCACCUUUUUUCUGACUUUUAUUGUUUUGAUUGUGGCCAUACAGUUUUGCAAUAGGAGAAAACCCAGACUGUUGUUUGAUGGUGCAGUUGCUAUUCCCAGUGCUUAUCUCCCUCCCAACUAUGCAGAGGUGGAGGGAGCUGGAACUCUUCGCAGUUCUUACAAUUAUGAUGGCUAUCUAACAACAGGAUCACGCACCAGUGACUUCAAGUUUGUCACAUCUUACAAUGACAACACAUUUAGUGGAACUUUGAAAAAGGAUCCUGAAGAUUCAAAUAUGAUCAACCUGUUAGAUGCCUGCAAUAGCCUAGAGGCGACCAUGUUGCGCAGCUCGGUGAACGUGAACGUUGUUUUCUCAGUGGUUUUCUUUGCUCUUUGCAAUCUGCGCACCGUCACUGGAGAUUUGAGCUACACGGUUCAAGAAGAAAUGAAACAUCAGUAUGUUAUUGGUAACACAGCAAAGGAUCUAGGACUUGAUGCUUUAAAAUUAUCAGUGCGAAAGGCCCGGAUAGAUACAGAGGACAACAGCAAGCGGUAUGUGGAUAUUAAUUUAAAUACUGGAGAUCUGAUCAUUGCGGAAACAAUAGACCGUGAAAAGCUUUGUGGCUCAAAGCAAAACUGUAUCCUGAAUUAUGAGCUUGUGUUGGAAAAUCCACUCGAACUGCAUCGAAUUUCCCUACACAUUGAAGACAUUAAUGAUAAUGCGCCAAAAUUUCUUAGGGACCGCAUUACUUUUGAAAUAAGGGAAUCAGUUAUAAAAGGGCAGCGAUAUCGUUUGGAUGAGGCUCAUGAUUCAGACAUCGGUCAAAACGGAGUUAAAGGAUAUUCGCUGGAGAGGAACGAUCAUUUUGUUUUGUCUGUGCAAGAUAAUAACAAUGGGCGAAAAUAUGCAGAGCUUGUACUUGAAAAUGAACUGGAUCGUGAACAGCAGAAAGACAUUUAUUUUAUCCUCACUGCAUUUGAUGGUGGGAUUCCUCAAAGAUCUGGUACUGCUGGAAUACACAUAAUUGUGUUGGAUGCUAACGAUAAUAUUCCAGUGUAUAGUCAACCUGUAUAUAAAGUAACUUUGCUUGAAAAUGCACCUUUAGGUACAGAAGUCGUCACUGUAAGCGCAUCAGAUGCUGACGAAGGAGCAAAUGGAGCCUUAACAUAUGAAUUUAGUCGCAUUUCUGAUGGUGCAGCACAUUUAUUUACAAUUGAUAAGCAAACUGGGCAAAUUAAAGUGAGCGGACAUUUAGACUAUGAAGAGGAGAGAUACUAUGAAAUUGAAGCACAGGCCAUAGAUGGCCCUGGACUAGCAUCAACUGCAAGUAUUAUAAUAGAUAUAAUUGACAUCAAUGACAAUGAACCUCGAAUUAUUCUCAAGGCAUUAACUGACCUCAUACCCGAGAAUGCAAUGGUAGGCACUGAAGUGGCCAUUAUUAAUGUUCAAGAUAAAGAUACUGGUGAUAAUCGCCAAAUCCGGUGCUCCGUUCAGGAAAACAUUCCUUUCAGAUUGAACCCAUCUAUUAAGAACUAUUUCUCUUUAGUUACAACAACUUUGCUGGAUAGAGAAAAGGACGCAGAUUACAAUGUUACAAUUAUCACUACCGAUGGAGGCUCUCCACCAUUAUCUUCCACCAUGACUAUACAUUUAUCAAUUUCAGAUAUUAAUGACAACCAACCAGCAUUUGAACAGGAAUCAUACAUUACAUACAUAGUUGAAAACAACAAACCGGGUAUCUCUAUUUGUUCUGUGACUGCGAGAGACCCAGACUGGAGACAGAAUGGUACAGUACUGUAUUCUUUGGUGCCCAGUAUGGUCAACAGUGUUCCAGUAUCUUCGUUUUUGUCUAUUAAUACUGAUACAGGGGUAAUACAUGCUAUGAAGUCAUUUGACUACGAGAGGUUUAGGAACUUCAAAGUUCAGGUUGUUGCCAGAGACAAUGGUUCUCCUCCACUCAGCAGCAACGUAACUGUGAGUGUGUUUAUAACAGAUGAGAAUGACAACUCUCCUCAAAUAUUAUACCCCUCUUCUGAUGGAAAGUCUUUUUUGACUGAGAUGGUUCCUAAAGCAUCUUUAUCAGGUUCUUUGGUCUCAAAAGUUAUUGCUGUGGAUGCAGACUCUGGACAGAAUGCUUGGUUGUCAUAUCAGAUUUUGAAAGCUACUGAUGCUGGACUUUUUACUAUUGGACUUCAUAAUGGAGAAAUCAGAGCGCUACGGGACAUUACUGAAUCUGAUAGCAUGAAACAGAACCUUGUUGUCUCAGUGAAAGAUAAUGGCCAUCCUUCUCUGUCUGCAACCUGUUCUGUGUAUUUGCUUAUCUCUGAUAACCCUGCUGAAGGUCCAGAAUUUAAAGACAGAACUUAUGAAGAGAGCAACUCCAAAAUUACAUUUUAUCUGAUUAUUGCACUAGUUUCUGUUUCGACCUUUUUUCUGACUUUUAUUGUUUUGAUUGUGGCCAUAAAGUUUUGCAAUAGGAGAAAACCCAGACUCUUGUUUGAUGGAGCAGUUGCUAUUCCCAGUGCUUAUCUCCCUCCCAACUAUGCAGAGGUGGAGGGAGCUGGAACUCUUCGCAGUUCUUACAAUUAUGAUGGCUAUCUAACAACAGGAUCACGCACCAGUGACUUCAAGUUUGUCACAUCUUACAAUGACAACACAUUUAGUGGAACUUUGAAAAAGGAUCCUGAAGAUUCAAAUAUGAUCAACCUGUUAGAUUCCUGCAAUAGCCUAGAGGUAAGACAAACGUUUUAUGCGACCAUGAUACGUAGCUCGGUGAACGUGAACGUUGUUUUCUCAGUGGUUUUCUUUGCUCUCUGCAAUCUGCGCACCGUCACUGGAGAUUUGAGCUACACGGUUCAAGAAGAAAUGAAACAUCAGUAUGUUAUUGGUAACAUAGCAAAGGAUCUAGGACUUGAUGCUUUAAAAUUAUCAGUGCGAAAGGCCCGGAUAGAUACAGAAGACAACAGCAAGCGGUAUGUGGAUAUUAAUUUAAAUACUGCAGAUCUGAUCAUUGCGGAAACAAUAGACCGUGAAAAGCUUUGCGGUGCAAGGCAAAACUGUAUCCUGAAUUAUGAGCUUGUGUUGGAAAAUCCACUCGAACUGCAUCGCAUUUCCCUGCAAAUCGAAGAUAUCAAUGACAAUGUACCAAAAUUUCUUAAGGAACGCAUUACUUUUGAAAUAAGGGAAUCCGUUAAUAAAGGGCAGCGAUUCCGUUUGGAUGAGGCUCAUGAUUCAGACAUCGACCAAAACGGAGUUAAAGGAUAUUCUCUCGAAAUCAACGAUAAUUUCGUUUUGUCUGUACAAGAAAAUAUUGAAAAGGUCAAAAAUGCAGAGCUGAUAAUCGAAAAGAAACUGGAUCGUGAACAACAAAAAUACAUUGACUUAAUUCUCACUGCAUUUGAUGGUGGGAUUCCUCAGAGAUCUGGGACCGCUGUUAUACACAUUACUGUGCUGGAUGCUAACGAUAAUAUUCCAGUGUUUAGUCAACCUGUAUAUAAAGUAACUUUGUUUGAAAAUGCACCUUUAGGUACAGAAGUCGUCACUGUAAGCGCAUCAGAUGCUGAUGAAGGAGCAAAUGGAGCUUUAACAUAUGAAUUUAGUCGCAUUUCCGAUGAUGCAGCACAUGUAUUUACGAUUGAUAAGCAAACUGGGCAAAUUAAAGUGAGCGGUAAUAUAGACUAUGAAGAGGAGAGGUACUAUGAAAUUGGUGUCCAGGCCAUAGAUGGUCCUGGUCAAGCAUCGACUGCAAAAAUUAUUAUAGAUAUCACUGACGUCAAUGACAAUGAACCGCGAAUCAUUAUCAAGUCACUAAAUAACCCCAUAACUGAAAAUGCAGAAGCAGGCACCGAAGUUGCUAUUAUAACUGUUCAAGAUAAGGAUUCAGGAGAUAAUCGAAAAAUACACUGCUCUAUAAAGGAAAACAUUCCUUUUAAAUUGAACCCAUCUAUUAAGAACUAUUUUUCUUUAGUUACAACAAAUUUGCUGGAUAGAGAAAAAGAUACGGAUUACAACAUUACUAUUACUGCUACUGAUGGAGGCUCUCCACCAUUAUCCUCCACCAUGAUUAUUCAUUUAUCAAUUUCAGACAUCAAUGACAACCAUCCAGUAUUUGAACAGGAAUCUUACAUUGCAUACGUAGUUGAAAACAACAAACCAGGAAUCUCUAUUUGUUCUGUGACUGCGAGAGACCCAGAUUGGAGACAGAAUGGUACAGUACUGUAUUCUUUAGUACCCAGUAAGGUCAACAGUGUUCCAGUAUCUUCGUUUUUAUCUAUUAAUACAGAUACAGGAGUAAUAAAUGCUAUGAAGUCAUUUGACUAUGAGAGGUUUAGGAACUUUACAGUUCAGGUUGUUGCCAGAGACAAUGGUUCUCCUCCACUCAGCAGCAACAUAACUGUGAGUGUGUUUAUAACAGAUGAGAAUGACAACGCUCCUCAAAUAUUAUACCCUUCUUCUGAUGGAAAGUCUUUGAUGAUGGAGAUAGUUCCAAAAGCUGCUCUGGCGGGUUCUUUAAUCUCAAAGGUAAUUGCUGUGGACGCAGACUCUGGACAAAAUGCUUGGUUAUCUUAUCAUAUUUUAAAAUUCACCGAUCAGGGAUUGGUCACCAUUGGUCUUCAUAGUGGAGAAAUCAGAGCACUGAGGGACAUAUCCGAAUCUGACAGCAUGAAACAAAACAUUGUCAUUUCAGUGAAAGACAACGGACAGCCUCCUCUCUCUGCAACCUGUUCUGUAUAUUUACUUAUUUCCGAUAACCUUGCUGAAGUUCCAGAGUUUAAAGAUGAGGUUUAUAAGGAGAGCAACUCCAAAAUGACUUUUUAUUUGAUUAUCGCACUGGUUUCCGUCUCCACCUUCUUUCUGACUUUCAUUAUACUGAUUGUGGCUGUGAAGUUUUGCCACAGAAGAAAACCCAGACUGUUGUUUGAUGGAGCAGUUGCUAUUCCCAGUGCAUAUCUCCCUCCCAACUAUGCAGAGGUGGAGGGAGCUGGAACUCUCCGCAGUUCUUACAAUUAUGAUGGAUAUCUAACAACAGGAUCACGCACCAGUGACUUCAAGUUUGUCACAUCUUACAGUGACACACUUCCUGCUAGUGGAACUUUAAAGAAGAGUCUAGAUGCGUCCAACAUGAUCAGUCUUUUAGAUUCCAGCAAUGACCAAGAGUCGUUGUGGACAGCCUUGGUCAUCGGGACAUUUGCUAUGCAUGUAUGUUUUGGUGAUAUCCGAUAUUCUAUUCCGGAGGAGAAGAAGCAAGGUUCUGUGGUCGGUAAAAUUGCACAGGAUUUAGGGAUAAACAGAAACAUGUUUUUAUCUCGAAAUCCAAGAAUUGAAUUUGAAGGGGGAUCUCGUUUUUGUGAAAUCAACGCCCAAACUGGAGAUUUGGUUGUAUCCGAGAGAAUCGAUCGAGAGGAGCUAUGUGGACAAAAGACAGUGUGUAUUUUAGAUUUCGAUUUUUUCAUUGAAAAUCCUUUGGAAUUACAUCGUGUGACAAUAGAAAUUGUGGAUAUAAACGACAAUUUUCCAAUUUUUCCCCACGCCGAGAUUUAUUUAGAGAUAACAGAAUCAGAAGACAAGGGGGCACGAUUUUCCAUAGACGAAGCCCUUGAUGCUGACAUAGGUGCUAAUACAGUACAACGGUACAUGCUGACAGAUAAUGAAUACUUCGGUUUAACUGUACACACGAAUGCAGAAACAGGAAAAUAUGCAGAAUUACUUUUGGAUAAUGAACUGGAUCGUGAGAAGCAGGACAAACACACCCUUUUAAUAACCGCAUAUGACGGGGGUAACCCUCCGAAAUCUGGAACUGUACUUGUUUCGAUUCGCAUUUUGGAUGUCAAUGAUAAUAAGCCAGUAUUUAAAAAUCUAAUAUAUAAGGUGAGCAUUCCUGAAAAUAUUCCAUUAGAAUCUCUAGUGGUAACUGUUAAUGCUACUGAUGCAGACGACGGACCAAAUGGCGAGGUUACAUACGAAUUUAGUCACAUUUCUGGAAAGGCUAAAGGUCUUUUUUCAAUUGAUCCCAAAACCGGCCAAAUAGUUAUUAAAGGAAAGAUCGAUUUUGAGGACACGUCGUCAUUUGAAAUUCGGAUUAAGGCCAAAGAUGGAGCUGGGCAAGCAUCCACUUGCAAAGUAAUCAUAGAUGUUAUUGAUGUAAACGAUAAUGCCCCAGUUAUAAUGGUAAAGUCACUAAAGUCACCUGUGGCUGAGAACUCAUUGAUAGGUGAAGAGGUUGCGCUACUAUAUGUGCAAGACAAAGACAUGGAAUCCAGCGGCACUGUCAAAUGUAUGGUUCAAAACGAUGCUCCAUUUAAAUUAAAACCAUCUGUUAAAAACCAUUUUUCCCUGGUUACAUCGUCCAUCCUAGAUCGUGAAAAGACUUCAGAGUAUAAUAUUACAAUUAUAGCGAUGGAUGAGGGUUCUCCUCCCCUUAGUUCAUACAAAUCAAUUUUGUUAUUAGUUGCAGACGUGAACGAUAACUAUCCAGAAUUUGAUGAGCAAAAGUAUAGUGCAUAUGUAGCUGAAAAUAACAAACCAGGCAUCUCUAUUUGUUCUGUUCUUGCGACAGACCCAGACUGGGGACAGAAUGGCACAAUACUGUAUUCUCUUAUGCCGGGUGAAAUAAAUGGUGUUCCAGUGUCUUCUGUUUUAUCAGUUAACCCUGACUCUGGUGUGAUCCAUGCAGUAAGAUCUUUUGAUUAUGAAAAGUUCAGGAACUUCAAGGUCCUAAUUGCAGCCAGAGACAAUGGAUCUCCUCCACUCAGCAGCAACGUGACUGUUAAUGUGUUCAUAACAGAUGAAAAUGACAACACUCCACAGAUAUUAUAUCCUGCCCCGGAGGAAAAGUCUUUAAUGACCGAAUUGGUCCCUAAAGCUGCUCUUUCAGGUUCUCUGAUAUCCAAAGUGAUCGCUGUUGAUGCUGAUUCUGGUCAGAAUGCGUGGCUAUCAUUUCAUAUUUUUCAAUGUACUCAGCUGGGACUUUUCAGCAUUGGUCUCCAUAGUGGAGAAAUCAGAGCACUCAGAGAUAUUACUGAAUCUGAUAGCAUGAAACAAAACCUUGUUAUCUCAGUAAAAGACAACGGACAGCCUCCUCUUUCUGCCACCUGUUCUGUAUAUUUAUUGAUUUCUGAUAAUUCUGCUGAAGUUCCAGAACUUAAAGAUAUGACAGAGAGCAGCUCAAAACGGACUUUUUAUUUAAUCAUUGCAUUAGUUUCUGUUUCCACCUUCUUUCUGACGUUCUUUAUUCUCAUCGUGGCUGUGAGGUUUUGCCACAGAAAAAAUCCCAGACUGUUGUUUGAUGGCGCAGUCGCCAUUCCCAGCGCUUAUCUCCCUCCAAACUAUGCAGAGGUGGAGGGAGCUGGAACUCUCCGCAGUUCUUACAAUUAUGAUGGAUAUCUAACAACAGGAUCACGCACCAGUGAUUUCAAGUUCGUCACACCAUACAAUGACAAGACUCUUAGUGCUAGUGGAUCUUUGAAGAAGAGUCCAGAUGAUUCCAAUAUUAUCAGUCUUUUAGAUUCCUGCAAUACCCCAGAGGGAGAUUUCUCUUAUACAGUACCAGAAGAAACAAAGCGCCAGUAUGUAAUUGGAAACCUCGCAAGGGACCUAAGAGUCGAUGCUUUACAAAUGUCGACACGAAAAGCUCGGAUAGAUACCGAAGACAGCAGCACGCGGUAUGUGGAUAUUAAUUUGGGUACUGGAGAUUUAUUCAUUUCCGAGACAAUAGACCGGGAAACGCUUUGCGGCUCAAGACACACCUGCAUUCUAAAUUAUGAACUCGUCAUGGAAAAUCCACUCGAGUUGCACCGCAUUUCAAUGACUAUUGAAGAUAUAAAUGACAAUUCACCAAAAUUUAUUAAUGAACGCAUUACAUUAGAAAUCCGCGAGUCCGCUAUGAAAGGGCAGCGAUUUCGUUUGGAUGAAGCUCAUGAUUCAGAUAUCGGGCAAAAUGAAGUUAACAGUUAUACGCUUGAGAAGAACGAUCAUUUUGUUUUGGCUGUACAGGGGAACACUGAAAGAGGAAAAUAUGCUGAACUGGUGCUUGAAAAGGAACUGGAUCGUGAAUAUCAGAAGGACAUUGAUCUGAUUCUUACUGCAUUUGACGGCGGCAUUCCUCCGAGAUCUGGGACUGCUGUUAUACACAUAACUGUGCUGGAUGCUAACGAUAACGUUCCUCUGUUUAGUAAGCCCGUUUAUAAAGUCACUUUGGCUGAAAAUGCACCUUUAGGGACAGAAGUCGUUACCGUGAGCGCAUCUGAUGCAGAUGAAGGGGCGAAUGGAGCUGUAACAUAUGAAUUUAGUCGCAUUUCUGAUAAUGCAGCAGAACUAUUUACCAUUAGUAAGCUAACUGGAGAAAUUAAGGUUAAAGGAAAUAUCGACUACGAGAAAGAAAAGUAUUAUGAAUUUAAAGUCCAAGCCAAAGAUGGAUCUGGCUUAGCAUCUACUGCAAACGUUAUUAUUGAAAUUACUGAUGUAAAUGACAACGCUCCUAAAAUUACUCUUAAAUCUCUGAACAAUAAUAUACCCGAGAAUGCCGUUGUAGGUACCGAAGUUGCCAUUAUUAAUGUGCAGGAUAAAGAUUACGGAGAAAAUCGUCAAAUACACUGCUCUAUUCAGCAGCAUGUUCCAUUUAAACUAAAUGCCUCUAUUAAAAAUUAUUUUUCUUUAAUAACUACAGGUUUGCUUGAUCGAGAGAGGGAAUCAGUUUACAACAUAACAAUCACUGCUACUGAUGGAGGCUCUCCAUCAUUAUCCUCCACCAUGACUAUUUAUUUAUUAAUUUCAGACAUUAACGACAACCCCCCUGUAUUUGUGAAACAAAGCUAUAGUGCGUAUGUAGUUGAAAACAAUGCACUAGGAACUUCGGUUUGUACUGUAAGUGCAAGAGAUCCAGACUGGAAUCAAAACGGUACAGUACUGUAUUCUCUGGUUCCCAGAGAGGAAAAUGGUGUUUCGGUUUCCUCGUUUUUAUCCAUUAAUGCAGAUACUGGUGUGAUUCAUGCAGUGAAAUCAUUUGACUACGAGAAGUUCAGGAACCUUAAAGUUCAGGUUGUAGCCAGAGACAAUGGUUCUCCUCCACUCAGCAGCAACGUGACUGUCAACGUGUUUAUAACCGAUGAUAAUGAUAACUCUCCACAAAUAUUAUACCCUACUCCAGAUGGAAAGUCUUUUAUUACUGAGAUGGUACCUAAAACAGCUAUAUCGGGCUCUCUCGUUUCCAAAGUGAUCGCUGUUGAUGCAGAUUCUGGACAGAACGCUUGGUUAUCAUAUCAUAUUGUAAAAUUCACUGAUCCGGGACUUUUUGCCAUUGGUCUCCAUAACGGAGAGAUUAGGGCACUAAGGGACAUUACUGAAUCUGACAGCAUGAAACAAAAUCUAGUUAUCUCAGUAAAAGAUAACGGACUGUCUCCUCUUUCAUCAACUUGUUCUGUAUACUUGGUGAUUUCUGAUAAUCUUGCUGAAGUUCCAGAACUUAUGGACACAACUUAUGAGACCAGCAACUCUAAAGUGACAUUUUAUUUGAUCAUCGCGCUGGUUUCCGUGUCCACCUUCUUUCUGACUUUUAUUAUUCUUAUCGUGGCUGUGAAGUUUUGCAAUAGGAGAAAACCUAGACUGUUGUUUGAUGGAGCAGUGGCUAUUCCCAGCGCGUAUCUUCCUCCCAACUAUGCAGAAGUGGAGGGAGCUGGAACUCUCCUCAGUUCUUACAAUUCUGAUAGAUAUCUAACAACUGGAUCACGCACCAGUGACUUCAAGUUUGUCUCCUCUUACAAUGACAACACUCUUGUUUACAAUGACACGUUGAGAAAAAAUCCAGACCAAUGCAACAUAAUCAGUCUUUUAGAUUCCAGCAAUAACCUAGAGAUGAAGGUAAAGGCAGAUGAAGACAAUUACAGCUUUGAUUCUGGCACAUGGUCUCAUAUCCUAAAUGAAGAGAUCUGGAACAUGACCAGAUUAGCCUGCACACUUAGUUUCAAGAGAGCAAAAGUGUACCCACACAGUGCAUCUAAGUGCAUUGACAUCACUGGCCACUGUACUGAGUGCAAUGCAAAAUUGUGCAUUUCCAGUGAGAGUCUACCAGAGGUGAGCACACCAGCAGUGCUAAAAUGCAGAAUUGAUUACAGUCUUCAUACUGGAAAGGCAAAGCACAUGCUAUCUGGAGAGAAAAGACUUCCGGUCUUUGAAGAACUCUGGCAGGGUAAAAAACUGUGGCGAGCCACAGAGGCUUACAAGAUAAUGCAACUCGUUCUGUCCUCACAUGGAGAUACUUCUAUUCACAUCCCAGUGGUGCAAAUGCUGUCUGAGCGGCAUGACAUUAACGCCAUAUCAAACUGGGUCUCUGAAUGGCUUAGAGGAGGAGCAUCUGUACCAAAAGAAGUUGUUUCUGAUUUCUCUCUUGCAUUACUGGGUGGUCGUGUUAAGGCCUUUACUCCUUACUCUGCGCCUUUUUUCUUCUUUUGCUCUUCUGCCAUCGGUGAAUUGACCUACGCAGUGCCAGAGGAAACAAAGCGCCAGUUUGUGAUUGGAAAUGUCGCUAAGGAUCUCGGAAUCGACACAUUCAAAUUAUCAGUACGUAAUGCCCGAAUAGAUACAGAUGACAACAGAAAGCGUUAUGUAAAUAUUAAUAUAAAGACUGGCGAUUUGGUCGUGGCGGAGACAAUAGACCGGGAAAAGCUUUGCGGAAUAAGGCAAAAUUGCAUCUUAAAUUUUGAUCUUGUCUUUGAAAAUCCACUGGAAUUGCAUCGUAUUUCUCUAAAAAUUGAAGAUAUCAACGACAAUGCGCCAAAAUUCAUUAAUGAACGCAUUGCCUUCGAAAUCCAAGAGUCCGCUAUGAAAGGGCAGCGAUUCCAUUUGGAUGAAGCUCAUGAUUCAGAUAUCGGGCAAAAUGAAGUUAACAGUUAUACGCUUGAGAAGAACGAUCAUUUUGUUUUGGCUGUACAGGGGAACACUGAAAGAGGAAAAUAUGCUGAACUGGUGCUUGAAAAGGAACUGGAUCGUGAAUAUCAGAAGGACAUUGAUCUGAUUCUUACUGCAUUUGACGGCGGCAUUCCUCCGAGAUCUGGGACUGCUGUUAUACACAUAACUGUGCUGGAUGCUAACGAUAACGUUCCUCUGUUUAGUAAGCCCGUUUAUGAAGUCACUUUGGCUGAAAAUGCACCUUUAGGGACAGAAGUCGUUACUGUGAGCGCAUCAGAUGCAGAUGAAGGGGCGAAUGGAGCUGUAACAUAUGAAUUUAGUCGCAUUUCUGAUAAUGCAGCAGAACUAUUUACCAUUAGUAAGCUAACUGGAGAAAUUAAGGUUGGAGGAAAUAUCGACUACGAGGAAGAAAAGUAUUAUGAAUUUAAAGUCCAAGCCAAAGAUGGAUCUGGCUUAGCAUCUACUGCAAACGUUAUUAUUGAAAUUACUGAUGUAAAUGACAACGCUCCUAAAAUUACUCUCAAAUCUCUGAACAAUAAUAUACCCGAGAAUGCCGUUGUAGGUACCGAAGUUGCCAUUAUUAAUGUGCAGGAUAAAGAUUACGGAGAAAAUCGUCAAAUACACUGCUCUAUUCAGCAGCAUGUUCCAUUUAAACUAAAUGCCUCUAUUAAAAAUUAUUUUUCUUUAAUAACUACAAGUUUGCUUGAUCGAGAGAAGGAAUCAGGUUACAACAUAACAAUCACUGCUACUGAUGGAGGCUCUCCAUCAUUAUCCUCCACCAUGACUAUUUAUUUAUUAAUUUCAGACAUUAACGACAAUCCUCCUGUGUUUGUGAAACAAAGCUAUAGUGCGUAUGUAGUUGAAAACAAUGCACUAGGAACUUCGGUUUGUACUGUAAGUGCAAGAGAUCCAGACUGGAAUCAAAACGGUACAGUACUGUAUUCUCUGGUUCCCAGAGAGGAAAAUGGUGUUUCGGUUUCCUCGUUUUUAUCCAUUAAUGCAGAUACUGGUGUGAUUCAUGCAGUGAAAUCAUUUGACUACGAGAAGUUCAGGAACCUUAAAGUUCAGGUUGUAGCCAGAGACAAUGGUUCUCCUCCACUCAGCAGCAACGUGAAUGUCAACGUGUUUAUAACCGAUGAUAAUGAUAACUCUCCACAAAUAUUAUACCCUACUCCAAAUGGAAAGUCUUUUAUUACUGAGAUGGUUCCUAAAACAGCUAUAUCGGGCUCUCUCGUUUCCAAAGUGAUCGCUGUUGAUGCAGAUUCUGGACAGAACGCUUGGUUAUCAUAUCAUAUUGUAAAAUUCACUGAUCCGGGACUUUUUGCCAUUGGUCUUCAUAACGGAGAGAUUAGGGCACUAAGGGACAUUACUGAAUCUGACAGCAUGAAACAAAAUCUAGUUAUCUCAGUAAAAGAUAACGGACUGUCUCCUCUUUCAUCAACUUGUUCUGUAUACUUGGUGAUUUCUGAUAAUCUUGCUGAGGUUCCAGAACUUAUGGACACGACUUAUGAGACCAGCAACUCUAAAGUGACAUUUUAUUUGAUCAUCGCGCUGGUUUCCGUGUCCACCUUCUUUCUGACUUUUAUUAUUCUCAUCGUUGCUUUGAAGUUUUGCCACAGGAAAAAACCUAGACUGUUGUUUGAUGGAGCAGUGGCUAUUCCCAGCACGUAUCUUCCUCCCAACUAUGCAGAAGUGGAAGGAGCUGGAACUCUCCUCAGUUCUUACAAUUAUGAUGGAUAUCUAACAACUGGAUCACGCACUAGUGACUUUAAGUUUGUCACAUCUUACAAUGACACUACAAUGACAUCUGAUGGCACUUUAAGAAAGAAAUCUGAAGAUAACAAUAUAAUCAAUCUUUUAGAUUCCUGCAACAUCUUAGAGGAAAAUUUUACAGUUGCCAGAAUGGAAAGAAAGAUAAGCAAAUUUCCAACAGUAUUUAUCUUGACCUGGAUGUGCAUUUUUGUUCGCGUAGUCUGUGGAGAUUUGAGCUAUACUAUUCCAGAGGAGACAAAGCGGCAGUAUGUAGUUGGAAAUAUAGCAAAAGAUCUCGGAUUGGACGCCAAACGCUUAUCCGCUCGUAGGGCUCGGAUAGAGACAGAGGACAGCGCGAAACGGUAUUGCGACGUUAAUCUGAACACUGGAAAUUUGGUCGUAACGGAGAUAAUAGACCGGGAGGAGCUUUGUGGAUCGAGAAUUUCUUGUAUUUUAAAUUUCGAACUUGUACUGGAAAAUCCUCUUGAAGUGCAUCGCAUUUCACUACAGAUAGAGGACGUAAACGAUAAUUCUCCUCAUUUUCUCAGUGAGCGUAUACGAUUUGAGAUUAGAGAGUCUGCUGAUAAAGGCGAGCGUUUCCCUUUGGAUGAAGCUCAUGACUUGGACAUAGGACCUAAUGCGGUUCAAGGAUACGUAUUGCAAAAGAACGACUAUUUUUUGUUGUCUGUGUAUGAUAAUGCAGAUGGAGGAAAACAGGCUGAAUUGGUACUGGAGAAAGAACUGGAUCGAGAAAAACAAAAAGACAUCGAAUUAAUAAUUACCGCAACUGAUGGUGGAAAUCCACGGAAAUCAGGCACUGCUGUUAUCCAUGUUACUGUUCUAGAUGCCAACGACAACAUUCCCGUGUUUAGUCAAACUGUCUAUAGAGUAAGUCUGCCUGAAAACAUACCUACAGGCACAGAAGUGAUAACAGUUAGCGCAGCGGAUGCUGAUGAAGGGGUAAAUAGUGAAGUCACAUAUGAGCUCAGUCGCUUGUCUGAUAAAGCAGCAAAAUUAUUUUCUAUUGAUAAAACAACUGGGGUCAUUAGGGUAAGUGGUCACAUAGAUUAUGAAGCAGAAGUUAUGUAUGAAAUUAAGGUGCAGGCAAAAGAUGGUCCUGGCCUUGCAUCAUCUGCAAAAAUCAUCAUUAAUAUUACUGACCUCAAUGAUAAUGCACCUCGAAUAAUUCUUAAAUCUUUAAAUAACCCCAUACCAGAGGAUUUAGCAGUAGGCACUGAAGUAGCCAUCAUAAAUGUUCAGGAUAAAGAUUCAGGAGAUAAUCGACAGAUACGUUGCUCUGUUCAGGAAAACAUUCCCUUUAAACUAAAUCCAUCCAUUAAGAACUAUUUUUCUUUAGUAACCACAAGUAUGCUGGAUAGAGAGAAAGAUGCGGAAUACAACAUUACAAUUAUUGCUGCUGAUGGUGGCUCUCCAUCAUUAUCCUCCACCAUGACUAUUCAUUUGUCAGUUUCAGACAUUAAUGAUAACAGUCCUCUGUUCACAGAGCAAUCCUAUGUUGCGUAUAUGGUUGAAAACAAUGAGCCAGGUACCUCUAUUUGUUUGGUUUCUGCAAAAGACCCAGACUGGAAACAGAACGGCACAGUACUAUAUUCUAUGCUGCCCACUGAAGUCAACGGACUUCCAGUGUCAUCAUAUAUAUCAAUUAAUGCAGACACUGGGGUGAUACAUGCUGUAAGAUCACUUGACUACGAGAAAUUCAGGAACUUUAAAGUCCACGUUGUAGCCAGAGACAAUGGUUCUCCUCCACUCAGCAGCAACGUGACAGUGAGUGUGUUUAUAACAGAUGUGAAUGAUAACUCUCCACAAAUAUUAUACCCUACAUCCGACGCAAAGUCUAUGAUGACUGAGAUUGUUCCUAAAGCUGCUCUCUCAGGUUCUCUGAUCUCCAAAGUCAUUGCUGUGGAUGCAGAUUCUGGACAGAAUGCGUGGUUAUCAUAUAUGAUUUUGAAAUCUACUGAUUCGGGAUUAUUUGCUAUUGGUCUCCAUAGUGGAGAAAUCAGAGCACUGAGGGAUAUCACUGAAUCUGACAACAUGAAACAAAACCUUGUUAUUUCAGUAAAAGAUUAUGGACAGCCUUCUCUCUCUGUAACCUGUUCUGUAUAUUUACUGAUUUCUGAUAACCUUAAUGAGGUACCAACUUUUAAGGACUUUAACAAUGAGGAAAGUGACUCCAAACUGACGUUUUAUUUGAUCAUCGCGCUGGUUUCCGUCUCCACCUUCUUUCUGACUUUCAUUAUUCUUAUCGUGGCUGUGAAGUUUUGCCACAGGAGAAAACCUAGAUUGUUGUUUGAUGGAGCAGUAGCUAUUCCCAGUGCAUACCUUCCUCCCAACUACGCAGAAGUGGAGGGAGCUGGAACACUUCGCAGUUCUUACAAUUAUGAUGGAUAUCUAACAACAGGAUCACGCACCAGUGACUUUAAGUUCAUCACAUCUUACAGUGACAACAGAUUCACUGCUAGUGAUACCCUAAAAAUAAGUCAGAAUGAUCCUUUUGGCCCAAAUGAAGAUACUGAUGAGGAAAAUUUUACAGUUGCCAGAAUGGAAAGACAGAUAAGCAAAUUUCCAACAGUAUUUAUCUUGACCUGGAUGUGCAUUUUUGUUCGCGUAGUCUGUGGAGAUUUGAGCUAUACUAUUCCAGAGGAGACAAAGCGGCAGUAUGUAGUUGGAAAUAUAGCAAAAGAUCUCGGAUUGGACGCCAAACGCUUAUCCGCUCGUAGGGCUCGGAUAGAGACAGAGGACAGCGCGAAACGGUAUUGCGACGUUAAUCUGAACACUGGAAAUUUGGUCGUAACGGAGAUAAUAGACCGGGAGGAGCUUUGUGGAUCGAGAAUUUCUUGUAUUUUAAAUUUCGAACUUGUACUGGAAAAUCCUCUUGAAGUGCAUCGCAUUUCACUACAGAUAGAGGACGUAAACGAUAAUUCUCCUCAUUUUCUCAGUGAGCGUAUACGAUUUGAGAUUAGAGAGUCUGCUCACAAAGGCGAGCGUUUCCCUUUGGAUGAAGCUCAUGACUUGGACAUAGGACCUAAUGCGGUUCAAGGAUAUGUAUUGCAAAAGAACGACUAUUUUUUGUUGUCUGUGUAUGAUAAUGCAGAUGGAGGAAAACAGGCUGAAUUGGUACUGGAGAAAGAACUGGAUCGAGAAAAACAGAAAGACAUCGAAUUAAUAAUUACCGCAACUGAUGGUGGAAAUCCACGGAAAUCAGGCACUGCUGUUAUCCAUGUUACUGUUCUAGAUGCCAACGACAACAUUCCCGUGUUUAGUCAAACUGUCUAUAGAGUAAGUCUGCCUGAAAACACACCUACAGGCACAGAAGUGAUAACAGUUAGCGCAGCGGAUGCUGAUGAAGGGGUAAAUAGUGAAGUCACAUAUGAGCUCAGUCGCUUGUCUGAUAAAGCAGCAAAAUUAUUUUCUAUUGAUAAAACAACUGGGGUCAUUAGGGUAAGUGGUCACAUAGAUUAUGAAGCAGAAGUUAUGUAUGAAAUUAAGGUGCAGGCAAAAGAUGGUCCUGGCCUUGCAUCAUCUGCAAAAAUCAUCAUUGAUCUUACUGACCUCAAUGAUAAUGCACCUCGAAUAAUUCUUAAAUCUUUAAAUAACCCCAUACCAGAGGAUUCAGCAGUAGGCACUGAAGUAGCCAUCAUAAAUGUUCAGGAUAAAGAUUCAGGAGAUAAUCGACAGAUACGUUGCUCUAUUCAGGAAAACAUUCCCUUUAAACUAAAUCCAUCCAUUAAGAACUAUUUUUCUUUAGUAACCACAAGUAUGCUGGAUAGAGAGAAAGAUGCGGAAUACAACAUUACAAUUAUUGCUGCUGAUGGUGGCUCUCCAUCAUUAUCCUCCACCAUGACUAUUCAUUUGUCAGUUUCAGACAUUAAUGAUAACAGUCCUCUGUUCACAGAGCAAUCCUAUGUUGCGUAUAUGGUUGAAAACAAUAAGCCAGGUACCUCUAUUUGUUCGGUUUCUGCAAAAGACCCAGACUGGAAACAGAACGGCACAGUACUAUAUUCUAUGCUGCCCACUGAAGUCAACGGACUUCCAGUGUCAUCAUAUAUAUCAAUUAAUGCAGACACUGGGGUGAUACAUGCUGUAAGAUCACUUGACUACGAGAAAUUCAGGAACUUUAAAGUCCACGUUGUAGCCAGAGACAAUGGUUCUCCUCCACUCAGCAGCAACGUGACAGUGAGUGUGUUUAUAACAGAUGUGAAUGAUAACUCUCCACAAAUAUUAUACCCUACAUCCGACGCAAAGUUUAUGAUGACUGAGAUUGUUCCUAAAGCUGCUCUCUCAGGUUCUCUGAUCUCCAAAGUCAUUGCUGUGGAUGCAGAUUCUGGACAGAAUGCGUGGUUAUCAUAUAUGAUUUUGAAAUCUACUGAUUCGGGAUUAUUUGCUAUUGGUCUCCAUAGUGGAGAAAUCAGAGCACUGAGGGAUAUCACUGAAUCUGACAACAUGAAACAAAACCUUGUUAUUUCAGUAAAAGAUUAUGGACAGCCUUCUCUCUCUGUAACCUGUUCUGUAUAUUUACUGAUUUCUGAUAACCUUAAUGAGGUACCAACUUUUAAGGACUUUAACAAUGAGGAAAGUGACUCCAAACUGACGUUUCAUUUGAUCAUCGCGCUGGUUUCCGUCUCCACCUUCUUUCUGACUUUUAUUAUUCUUAUCGUGGCUGUGAAGUUUUGCCACAGGAGAAAACCUAGAUUGUUGUUUGAUGGAGCAGUAGCUAUUCCCAGUGCAUACCUUCCUCCCAACUACGCAGAAGUGGAGGGAGCUGGAACACUUCGCAGUUCUUACAAUUAUGAUGGCUAUCUAACAACAGGAUCACGCACCAGUGACUUCAAGUUCAUCACAUCUUACAGUGACAACAGAUUCACUGCUAGUGAUACCCUUAAAAUAAGUCAGAAUGAUCCUUUUGGCCCAAAUGUUAUCAAUGAAGAUACUGAUGAGGUGAGAUACACGUCUUGA